Rodentolepis nana is the source of this 1458-nucleotide messenger RNA. NCBI's taxonomy places the organism in Eukaryota, Metazoa, Platyhelminthes, Cestoda, Cyclophyllidea, Hymenolepididae. The record is from the annotation of a GenBank genome assembly.
AUGAUCACAAAUUUACAAUUGGAAGAAAUCAUUAUUGAACCCUUUGGACCUAUAUUCCACGGUCCCGGUGCUGAUAAAAUGGAGGAAGUAUUUACUUUGCGCAAACCAACAAUGGCUCAGCUUGAUGCAAUUGAACGGGCUAAGAAAUAUGCAAUGGAACAAAAUAUUAAAACUGUUUUACUUAAACAGUCUCAACAGAAUGAAAGUUUGCAAAUAAACACUGCUCGAAGGAAUCAGACACUAGCUUUGCUUAAUCGGAUUUAUAUUGGUUCCAUUGCCUAUGAUGUAAAGGAGGAUGCUAUUAAACAGGCUUUUGUUCCUUUUGGUCCUGUGAAGAAUGUAAGUAUGAGCUGGGAUCCUACUACUUUGAAGCACAAAGGUUUCGCCUUCGUUGAAUUCGAGUACCCUGAAUCAGCCCUAUUGGCCAUUGAACAAAUGAAUGGAACAAACUUUGCCGGACGUCUUCUCAAAGUGGGUCGACCUAGUAAUCUCCCUGAUGCGACACCAUUUAUGAAUGAGUUAAUUGAAGAGUUUAAACUGCAAAAGCGUAUUUAUGUCGGCGGUGUACAUUCAGAGCUCACAGAUUCAGAUAUUGAAUGUGUUUUUCGGGCUUUUGGCAAUAUAACUAUGUGUCGACUUAUUCCUGACCCCCAGCAACCCGGGUCAUCUCAUCGAGGGUUCGGAUAUGUGGAGUUCGAUAAUGAGGAAUCGGCUAUUGCUGCAGUGGUUAGUAUGAAUCGGUUUGAUCUUGGUGGGCAGUUAUUACGGGUUACCAAGGCCAUAUCGCCUCCAGAUGGUAUUAACACAAAUCCCCUUGUCAGUCAACUUCCUGCUGCUACUGCUGUUGCUGCAGCUUCUGUUGCUGCUCGACUCCUUUCUAUGGAGUUGGAUCAGAUUCCAGAAACUCAUUCAGUAAAAGAAUUGGAUCCACCUGCCUCUCGCCACCGAUCACGAACUCGAUCUCAUUCACGAGUACGAUCAUCUAGGCGUCAAAGGCAUUCCCGAAGACAUCAUUCAAGACGACGAAGGCGUUCUUCCUCUUCAGUACCUCGUCGGCGAAAGUCAAUCACUUUAUCCUCAUCGUCUACUUCUCGUUCAUCAAAGAAAUCGACAUCUUCAAGACGUCGACGACGACAUUCUCGAUACCGUAGAAAAGACUCUCGAUCGCCUUCAAGACAAAGAGAAGAACGCAAAAAAAAAUACAGACACAAAAGGUCGUUACGCUCGGCUUCUUCAUCAGGAACAGAUGGAGUUGUGGAUGGGAGAAAGUCCGGGAAUGGGCCAGAAAAAGAGGAAUCAGACACUGAAAAUCCCACAACUAAUACUUAUAACAACUGGUGUACUGUCUCCAUAGAGGAAGAACAGACUGCGACUGCUUGUGCCAUUCGGUCGAAUGAUAGUCGUCUCUACAACAUUCCAUCGCCAUCCUCCAUCCCACUUCCUCCUACAGACUCUUAA